UGGAGAAAGAUUUGAGUCUUAAUAAUUACUUUUUUUAAAGCUAUUUCUCUGUAGUCUGAACUGCUUAAUAAAUUGGGCCACUUACCAAUGAGCCACACAGCCAGUUCCUGUCAGGAACUGGUUGAAAACUGUGCUGUGCUUGUAGCAGGGAUGGCACAGGAAGAUAGCCGUCGUGGUCAAGUGCCAUCUACCUUUUAUCAUGGUGCCAACCAAGAGCUUGACCUGUCCACCAAAGUGUACAAAAGGGAAUCAGGAAGUCCUUAUUCCGUGUUAGUGGACACCAAGAUGAGCAAACCACAUCUCCAUGAAACAGAGGAGCAGCCAUAUUUCAGGGAGACAAGAGCAGUGUCUGAUGUGCAUGCUGUUAAAGAAGACCGGGAGAAUUCUGAUGACACUGAAGAGGAGGAGGAAGAGGAAGAAGUCUCUUACAAAAGGGAGCAGAUCAUAGUGGAGGUAAACCUUAAUAAUCAAACAUUAAAUGUAUCUAAAGGGGAAAAGGGUGUCUCUUCUCAGUCCAAAGAGACUCCUGUUCUUAAGACAAGCAGUGAGGAGGAAGAGGAAGAGAGUGAGGAAGAGGCCACAGAUGACAGCAAUGACUAUGGAGGGAACGAAAGGCAGAAGAAAAAGGAGAAGAUAGUGGAGAAAGUCAGCGUUACACAAAGGAGAACCAGGAGAGCUGCCUCUGUUGCUGCAGCUGCCACUUCCCCUACUCCCAGAACUACAAGAAGUCGUAGGAAGAGUGUAGAGCCACCUAAGCGUAAGAAGCGGGCCACAAAGGAGCCCAAAGCACCAGUCCAGAAAGCUAAGUGUGAAGAGAAAGAGACUCUGACCUGUGAGAAGUGCCCCAGGGUGUUUAAUACUCGCUGGUACCUGGAGAAGCACAUGAACGUUACUCAUAGGCGCAUGCAGAUUUGUGAUAAAUGUGGCAAGAAGUUUGUCCUGGAAAGUGAGCUGUCCCUUCACCAGCAAACAGACUGUGAAAAAAACAUUCAGUGUGUUUCCUGUAACAAAUCAUUCAAGAAACUCUGGUCCCUUCAUGAACAUAUCAAGAUUGUCCAUGGAUAUGCAGAAAAGAAAUUUUCCUGUGAAAUUUGUGAAAAGAAAUUCUAUACCAUGGCUCAUGUGCGGAAACACAUGGUUGCACACACAAAAGACAUGCCAUUUACAUGUGAAACCUGUGGAAAAUCAUUUAAACGCAGUAUGUCACUCAAGGUGCACUCCUUGCAGCAUUCUGGAGAGAAGCCCUUCAGAUGCGAGAACUGUGACGAAAGGUUUCAAUACAAGUACCAGCUACGCUCCCACAUGAGCAUCCACAUUGGGCACAAACAGUUCAUGUGCCAGUGGUGUGGCAAGGAUUUCAACAUGAAGCAGUACUUCGACGAACACAUGAAAACACACACUGGAGAGAAACCCUUUAUCUGUGAAAUCUGUGGCAAAAGCUUCACCAGCCGCCCCAACAUGAAGAGGCACCGCAGAACUCACACAGGCGAGAAGCCCUAUCCAUGUGAUGUGUGUGGCCAGCGGUUCCGCUUCUCCAACAUGCUUAAGGCCCACAAGGAGAAGUGCUUUCGAGUGACCAGCCCUGUGAAUAUGCCGCCUGCUGUCCAGAUACCACUUACAACUUCCCCAGCCACCCCUAUUCCUUCUGUGGUGAACACAACCACAACCCCAGCCCCUCCGAUCAGUAUGAACCCUGUAAGCACUCUUCCCCCUCGGCCCAUUCCCCACCCCUUCUCGCACCUUCACAUCCACCCACACCCUCACCACCCACACCACCUUCCUAUCCCUCCAGUCCCUCACCUCCCCCCACCUCCAGCUCUCUUUAAGAGUGAGCCUUUAAAUCAUAGAGGCCAGAGUGAGGACAACUUUCUGCGGCACCUGGCAGAGAAGAACAGUUCAGCACAGCAUCAUUAACAUCCGUCUCCUUAAGUGUGUUCUCCAGCAGUUUUGUUCCCAUGUCUGUUUACAGAGAGGGAGUUGGGAGCAUUUCUGUAGUUCUCAGGCUCUCCUCAGCCUCCACCAAGAGCUUUGUUAUUGUCUUGGUGAAUCAACAGAUCCAAGGGAAUGAAUAAGAAGACUACCUUAAGCUCACAGAGGGAACUGUCAUCUAAAUCAGGGGAACCACCGAACUAAAGCCCAGUUUGCUUGCAUUUUCUGAUGACUUUUAUAAAUUUCGAAUACUCAGACUUGUGGAAUUUUAUAAUUUCAUAUCAGCUGAUGAGGUAUGCUUGCUUUUAUAUCUUGGACUUCUCCUCAAAGAGGGGUAGGCCUGGUUUCCUUUGUACUAAUCGGGAAGGCUGUGAGAUUAAUCCAGAGCAUUAAUUGUAUCACUGUGUAUCGUAAUGAAUUUUUUCACCUUUUGGUGCUGGCUACAAAGUUGAGCUGGCCGUGUUUCACAGUAUAUCAAGCAUUAUAGAGAAAGAUGGGAAUUUCCUUCUUUGUGUAGCUCUCCUAACGCACUCUUUAUUUUACUACAGAAAUUAUUUUAGA
Cynocephalus volans (Philippine flying lemur) is the source of this 2490-nucleotide messenger RNA. It is a transcript of the gene ZNF652, whose product is annotated as zinc finger protein 652. Lineage: Eukaryota; Metazoa; Chordata; Mammalia; Dermoptera; Cynocephalidae. The coding region runs from base 88 to 1914 and encodes 608 amino acids. Gene Ontology annotation, cellular component: nucleus. The record is from RefSeq and is a predicted model, not a curated record. The transcript is spliced from 5 exons. Gene Ontology annotation, biological process: regulation of gene expression.